Aureococcus anophagefferens is the source of this 507-nucleotide messenger RNA. RefSeq lists its product as hypothetical. Gene Ontology annotation, cellular component: ribosome; mitochondrial large ribosomal subunit. The coding region runs from base 1 to 507 and encodes 168 amino acids. NCBI's taxonomy places the organism in Eukaryota, Pelagophyceae, Pelagomonadales, Pelagomonadaceae. The transcript has a single exon. The record is from RefSeq and is a predicted model, not a curated record. Gene Ontology annotation, molecular function: large ribosomal subunit rRNA binding; structural constituent of ribosome. Gene Ontology annotation, biological process: translation.
AUGACCACGGUCAAAGCCGUCGUGCGGCUGCGCUGCCCCGCGGGCGUGGCCAAGGCGGGCCCGGCCAUCGGCCAGGCCCUGGGCCCCCACGGCCUGAACAUGAUGGAGUUCGUCAAGGCCUUCAACGCCGCGACCCAGAAGCUCGAGCCGGACACGCCCAUCCCCGUCGUGCUCACGGCGUACACGAACCGGACCUUCAGUUUUGUGACGAAGACGCCGCCGACGACGUACCUCAUCCGGCAGGCGCUCGGGCUCGGCAAGGGCGCGCAGACGCCCGGGACGCAGACCGUCGGCGCCAUCACCCUGGACCAGAUCCGCGACAUCGCCGAGGUCAAGCACGUCGACAAGCACCUCGCGCACAUCCCCUUCGACGCGCUCUGCGAGUCCAUCAAGGGCACGGCGUUCUCCAUGGGCGUCGCCUUCGACGACGGCCUCGGCGCCGCCGACGACGACGACGACGACGACGACGACGAGUACGAGGACGACGACGACGAGGAAGCGAGGUAA